UUUCCCACUAAAAACGAUCAAAAUGGCUGAUAUGGCUAAAUUCGAAGAAGAAGUUAACAAGCUCAGAACUCUUGAAAAAGACCGCGAAAAGUACUUCACGAGUCGCCAAGAGAUGGAAAUGAGAUUAACUGAGAGUAAAAAUGUGAAAGCGGAGCUUGAUCUGAUGGAAUCCGACUCGAAAGUCUACAAACUCAUCGGAGCGGUUCUUGUUCGUCAAGAUUUGGAGGAGGCUCGAUCGACUGUGGAGAAACGGCUUGAGUUUAUCGACUCUGAGACCAAACGAGUGGAAGCCAGCAUCUCAGACAUUUCGAAGAAGUGUACGGAACAGCGAGACAAGGUGAUGAAUAUGCAAAAAAGCUUCCAGAUGAUGGCUCAAGCAGCAGCCCAAGCACAGAAGAAAUAAUCCAGUUUGUUCUAUGAAUCUCAUAUUUUUUGCUCUUAAUUUGUUAUUUUUUGCCUAUUCUUCAUCUCUGGUGUUUCUCCGAAACGAGAAGAUCACAUUAAUUUUUCUAUGAAAAAAAUAAGUUUCUUGUUUCGGGGAACCAUUUACAAUAAAUGCUUUCAAACUG
Caenorhabditis elegans is the source of this 569-nucleotide messenger RNA. It is a transcript of the gene pfd-6, whose product is annotated as putative prefoldin subunit 6. The record is from RefSeq and is marked reviewed. Gene Ontology annotation, biological process: protein folding. Lineage: Eukaryota; Metazoa; Nematoda; Chromadorea; Rhabditida; Rhabditidae. The coding region runs from base 23 to 403 and encodes 126 amino acids. The transcript has 4 exons. Gene Ontology annotation, cellular component: cytoplasm; prefoldin complex.